GAGCUGAGAGAGAGACGAGUGUGAGUGUGAGUCAGUGUCAGUUGCCACCGCCGCACCGCUCCGAGCGGUAGGUGAUCCCGCCGCCGCCCGCCGCCCGCCGCGCCGCUCGCCGCCCCGCCGCCUUCCGUUCCAUUUCCAUUCCACGACAAACAAACGGAGUCUACUCCCAUUCCUUCCCACCCGCGAUCCCUGAUCUCCUCUCCGCUCCUCCGCGCCAUGGCGGAAACCCUAACCCCCCAAACCCUAGCCGCCGGGGACCUCGUCUGGGCCAAGUCCAAGCGCCGACCCUGGUGGCCCGCCCACCUCCUCCCCGACGGCCUCGUCUCCUACCUCGCCGACCCCGACCCCGACCACGCCCCUCGCCGCGCCUCCGACCUCAGGCCCUUCGCCCACCCCGACGCCGACCUCAUGGCCCGCGCCACCACCACCCGCGCCUUCGUCGCCGCCGUCCAACACGCCCAGGCUCAGGCCGCCGCUCUCCUCCACGCCCACCUCACCUGCCCCUGCGCCUCCGCCCCCGCCCCCGCCCCCGACGCACCGCCCCCGCCCCUCCGCGCCACCCUCCACAACCUGCCGCCCCCCGACUUCCUCGCCUCCCUCCGCCACGCCGCUCUCGACACCUCCUCCGUCGGCCUGCUCGACCUCCCCAGGCUCAAGGCCUGGGUCGCCGCCCUCGCCAACGGAUGGGGUCCCGCUGGCCCGGGCCACUACCCGCGCCGCCCCGUCGCCGACCUGGUCGACAAGAUUGACCUCGAUGUGCCCGCCGCCUGGGAUGCCCAGGACCAGGACACCAGGCCAUUCGAGGUGCCGCAGGAGACACCCACCCAAAAGAAGCGCAGCGUCGCCGAGCUCAUGGACAAUGACGAUGACAAGGCUACGCCACACCACCAGGACAGCGCUACCACCAUCUCCAAGUCCAACAAGCGCGAGCGCAAGAAGAGCAAAUAUCUGUCGCCGCCCUACACCAACUUGGGCGGGAUUGCCCUUGUCCAGAAGGCGUCUGAUUCGCCAAAGCCAUCGCCACCCGCUGCCGCUGAAGAUGAUGAAUACAAGGUAUUGCCAAAGCCAUUGCAGGAGAAUGUUUCUCCACAAGAGGUCUUGCUUUUUGUGCGCAGGACUGGGCUGGACGUCUUCCAUAGGAUACGGUCAAUGAAGGCCGUCCAUGCCUUCCUUUCUUUGUAUACAAGUUCAUUGUUGGUCGAGGAUGCUGACUACAAGUCCUUUAUAGCACACGAGUGUUCUACGGAGAAUGCUUUUACAAAUGCUGCUGUGGAGACAUCUGAUUCUUUUGUAAAUUCACGUGCUGCUCUGAAACCAGGCAAGUGUGCUUUGAAGAGGACCAGAAAACAGGGGCAAAAUGAGGGUGGGAGUUCUUCGACCAAGACCGAGAAGAGGGGGAAGAAAUCUCCUGCGGCUGCCCUAGGCUGUGGUGUAACAAUUACCCCUGCUAUUCCUAUCAGGCAAGCGAGGGCAGAAGACAUAAGAAGCCCGACGAAACCAGAGAAUGGUGCAAGGGGUAUGGCAGUUGGUGUGCAGCUUGAGAAGAUCAAGCCAGACUUUAAGAGCCCUACAUUAGCUUCAGCGAAGGUAGCAAAAGAACCAGGACAGGAGCAGGACAAAGCAAAUGGUGGAUCUGUUUUGAAGACCCCAGCCAAUGCUUGCAAGAAUUUAUCUGACCAACCUGCAAAACAGAAUGAUGCAGGUAUGCUGGAAGCAAGACAGUUGCAUACCAACAUUCAAGCAGAUCCAGGUGUGCAAGGCAUUGUAGUAGAUGUGCCUGUCAGAUGUGUUCCGGUGGAAGCAGUGAAGUCUGAAGCUAAUAUUCCUCUACACAGAGAUGGGCAGAAUGCUGCUGUAGAUGUGACUGACAAAAGUGCACCUCUUCCUAAAAGUGAAGACGUAUCCCUAUCUCAGCCGACAGAUGGAAAUAAAGAACAUGCAAGCGCCGAAGUGCGUACGGUCCAAGAAUCUUAUGCUUCCCUUGAAGCGAUGGUGCCGGAAAUGCUUAUGAAAGCGGAGGUCGCCAAUGGCACUAAUGUAGCAGCAGCAAGCAAUUCCCUCAAAGAUGAGGGCCAGAGGGCCGAUCAGCCUAGCCUGAAGAAGAUGGUUCCUGGAGCUAAUGUAAACCAUUCCUCUGGUGAAGCUACCAAUAGUGCUUUCCCUGAUAUAGCUUAUUCUACUCCUAAGAAAAAGAAGAAGAAAAUUGCAGAGCACUUUGGAAACCCAGCAGCCCUUCUUUUGGACUUUGCAAAGGGUGUUGUUCUGCCCUCCAAAGAGGAAUUGCUCUCUGCAUUUGGUAAGUUUGGUCUCGUGAUUGAGUCUGAGACGGACAUCGUAAAAGAUACCCAUAGCGCUCGUGUUGUGUUUGGGAAAAGUGCUGAAGCUGAGGCGGCUUACAACAGCGCAGAAACUCUUGGUAUGUUUGGUCCCCCGUUUGCUACACCAAGGCUUCAUUAUCUUCCUCCAAUCAAGUUGAGCGUGCCUUCGCCAGCUUCAAAGCCUCCCCUUACGGAUAUUAGGAAAAACCUGGAGAGGAUGAUCUCAUCCCUGGCUGGCCAUUCAUCUGUCAAGAAGGCAACUCCAUCAGAUGGAUCAAAGCAAAUGCCAGAAAACCUUCUUGGGGAAAUGCAGGGGCUUUUGGCAAAAGUUGACAAGAUGCUCACCGGGCCUUCUGCUACUGCUAGUAAUCCUCAUUAGCCCCCUACCGCAUGGAUUAUUCUAAUCCAUCCGUAGUUAGAUGUCUUAUUGUCUAUGCUGUUUGUCGCUGUCAUCAAUUAUAGCUGCCAAUCUCGAGCUAAUGAUAAAUUAGAUGUUUUGACGAUUUCGGCAGCAACGAUUGAAACUAUUGUGAAUGGUAGUCCGUAGCCGUUAUUAUGUCACUGCUCUCAUGCUGCGUGUGUGAUAUAUUAAGACUGCAACUUCUUUCUUCUAGCCCUCUCGCAGCAGCAUGAAAAAUCAUGUUUUCCCCCCAAUAGUGAGUAUGAUGCGUUUAUAAUAAGGGGUAAUAAUAUACAAAGCUGUUGGGGUUGACAUCA
Molecule: messenger RNA, 3035 nt
Organism: Oryza sativa Japonica Group (Japanese rice)
Lineage: Eukaryota; Viridiplantae; Streptophyta; Magnoliopsida; Poales; Poaceae
Product: PWWP domain-containing protein 1
Source: RefSeq, a predicted model, not a curated record